AUGACACCCAACUUAAUCUGUACAUUGAAGGCGGAGUGUGAUGAGAAGGAAUUGCAUAAACACCAAUUUAAAGUGAAAUUCAGUCGACGUGGUCCUGAAAAAUACACCGUUUACUGUGAUCAACCUCGCACAGUGCUGGAAGCCAUAAAAACAUUACAUAUAUAUGAGGAGAAGAUUGCCUGUGCUGAUGAGAAUGUUAUCAUUCAAAUGGGUAAAGGAGAUAACGAAUCUAGUAUUGCAACACACUUUCCUUGUUCUUGCAUCAGGGAUGAUAAAGUUCUGACUAUAUCAUGUGAACCAGAAAUAGUUGGAAACGUUCAACCUAAUUUGGAAAUCCAUACAAAGGAUAGAUAUUCUAUCUUCUACAUCGAUAAAGAGGGAGGGAAAGACACCAAAACAAAGGAGCUUUUUAAAAACAACGCUGUAAAACAGUUCAGGUAUCUCCGUGUUUAUGGCGAGAAGGGGAUAACUGUGGAGGAGGCUCUGAAAAGAGACGGUCGCUUCAUUGACGACCUCAGCAACUUUAAGCUGUUUGAGAAUGAAAAUACCGUGACUAUGUGCACACAAAAGGUUGACAACCUGGAUAAUAAAAAAUUCAAGAUCUGUCUUCCACGUCAACUGAAGAGAAAAUAUCUUGAAGCCAACCCCAAGAAACAGAGAGAUCAGAACCGCCAAUCUGCAUCCGAUAGUUCACAAACCAAGAGUGAAACUUGGUCAGUCAUAACUAUAGUACAGCAAGAGGGAAUCAGUGUAAAAUCAAGACUGGAAGAACCUGACUGCAGUAUUGAUACAGAUGAGAUUCGUAACCAACUGCGUGAGCAGUUUCCAGAUUUGAAACGAUUGAUGGAAAGUAGAUUUACUGUUGAUUAUUUUCAGAAAGUACUGAAUCUCAGAAAGGAGAACUUUGGAAAGAUCCAACAGUCCUUCAGUCAAGUUCACAGAGUCAGGAAGCUGCUAGAACUGGGAAAGUCAGUUUGCAAAGUCAUUGUUAAGGAUGUUUCUAUGGGAACAGGCUUCGUGCUGUUUGAUACUUUCAUCCUGACUAGCGCACAUUUGUUUAAAGGUUACGUUGAAGGAAAGGAGCUGCAGCAGGAUGUAGAAGUGUUUGCUAUAUUUGACUAUGAGGAGCCUGAGCCAGAAACAAAUUUCUACUACUUUAGAGCAGAGAAUACAUUCAUUGACUUUGAUGCUGAUCUAGAUUAUGCAGUUCUGGAGCUCAACCCUGAAGGCUCAAAACCAAACCAGCGAACAAGAGCACAGAACAUAAAGGCACCACCAGGGCUGCUCAGCAAGGUUGGUCCACUGCCUGCUAAUGGUGAAGCCUGCAUCAUUGGACACCCAGCAGGGCGAAUGAAAGAAAUGGAUCCUACAUUUAUCAUUGAGAUAGAGAAGAGAGAGCAGGCUGCUUCUGAUUAUUUAAGUCAGUACAAACACCCAUUAAUCAUAAACACUCUCAGCGAUCAUGUCAGAAACCAAGGCAUUGAAAACAUUUUGCAGGGUGGACAUAAAGCAGGAAAAAUAGGGACCUACCACACUUUCAUGUAUCACGGUGCCUCUGGUUCUCCAGUGUUUGAUGGUCUUGGCAGAGUUUUUGGUUUGCACACUGCAGGAUUUACCUUUGGUUUUACAAAAGAUGUUGAGAGUGUAAUUGAGUAUGCCCAUCCUCUGAUUAUGAUAUUUGAACGAUUUGUUAAUAAUCUGAAGGAAAGUGAAAAUAAGGAGCUGUUGAAAAGAGUUGAGAAGGAGGCAAAGGGAAACAAGUUCCUGACAAAGGUGCUCAACACAAAACAGGACGCUCCUGAGGAGCAAAUGGAGAUCAGUUGUUCAGAUUAG
Messenger RNA from Pelmatolapia mariae (spotted tilapia), 1833 nucleotides. RefSeq names its product serine protease FAM111A-like. Gene Ontology annotation, cellular component: nucleus; chromatin. The record is from RefSeq and is a predicted model, not a curated record. The transcript is spliced from 2 exons. Gene Ontology annotation, biological process: DNA replication. The coding region runs from base 1 to 1833 and encodes 610 amino acids. NCBI's taxonomy places the organism in Eukaryota, Metazoa, Chordata, Actinopteri, Cichliformes, Cichlidae.